AUGGUCCUGCUGGCCACCUCAGCGGCCGGGCUGCAGCGGCAGCUAAACCUACUCCAGCAGUACUGCCGGCAGUGGGGCCUCACUGUCAACAUCGACAAGACCAAGCUCAUGCUGCUCAGUGGGCGGCGGACCCAGCACGCGGCGCAGCAGACAGCAGAGGCAGCAGGCCUCACCUUCGCCGGCCAGCAGCUGGCGGCAGUCACCAGCUUCAAGUAUCUCGGCAUCGCCUUUCACUCCAGCACCUGCCUGGCAGGGGCAGCAGCGCCAGCCCGGGCACAGCUGGCGCGCCUGGCUAUGCACAACUGCCGGACCCGCUGCGCAGAGGUGGGCAUCGAGGCGGCGCCCGUCCAGCUGCGGCUUUUCGGCACCAUGGUGGACUCGGUGCUGUCCCAUGGUGCUGAGGUGUGGGGCGUGCAGCUGGCGGCCAAAGCGGCGUGCUGCCAUCGUGGCAGUGCCGGCAGCGCGGCCGAGAAGCUGCAACUCAGCUACCUACGCCACCUGCUGGGGGCCACUACCGACCUGAGCUGCCCCAAAGUGGUGCCCGUCGCCCAAGUGAAGAAGGUGCAAGACAUCCUGUCAAAGAAGCCGGGCGCGUGGAAAGGCUUGGUGCCGGGCGCCGUCGCCAAUGGCGCAUGGGGCGACAUUUACGGGGCUGGAGCAGCUCAGAGCAACAACUCUGGAGCUGUGGGCACUGGCUACAACAUUUUGCUUGCCGGUCCCAACGCGUUCACUGCCAGCCUGUCUGGGGUGGACCAAGGCCUGAUCUUCAGCUCCAUCUUCUCCACCAACCUGCCCAUCUCCAACGCCGCCUCCACGCAGAAGCAGUCAUCAAACUCCAUUGGUGCGGAAGGGACGUACGAUGGAGUCACGGCGGGCGCCAACGUCGGCUUUGGCAAGUCCAUGAGCCAGCAGUCUGACAGCCAGGACGUGGCCACCGUGUACGAGUGCUUCACCUCCUACGAGAGCUUCCGCCUCGGAGACUUCGGCAGCGCAGGGCCCUCUGUCCUGUCCGCCAAGUUCUACUCCGACACAACCAGCCUCAUCAAGGCCAUGGUGUCUGCCAACUUUGCCAUCACCAACCCCACACUGGCGGCCAGGUUGACAACCUGGGGGGCGGCCUACGGAAGCCACUAUGUGCUUUCUUCUUACAGCGGCGGCUCCUUCUCCCAGGCGUGCCUGAUGUCUGCAUACGCGUAUGCGACCGCCAAUGCCAAAGACUUCAGCUACGGCGCCAACGUCGGCGCGGCAUCCGCCAGCGUCAGCGCAAGCGGCUCCUCCAGCUCCUCCGUCUCCAACGACUUCAAAAGCAUCGGAGCCGAGUGCGGCUACGUGCAGUCGCCCGGCAGCGUGGCUGUGCCCACCUCCAACGGGCAGCCGCUGGUGUCCACCUGGCUGAACAACUGCCUGGCGGCCGGCAUCCUGCAGCCGGCAGGCUACAAAGUGCAGGAGAUUGCAUUCCUGUUCUCGUUCGACAACCUGUGGCCCGACACUGACCCAGCGCUGCUGCCCCAGGUGCAAUCGCUGGUGCGCAGCUACUGGAAGGCGUGUGCACCAGGAAACUCCAACACAUGGCUGUGCGCGCCGUACAGCCCCACUUGCGCCAAGCAGACGUACGCCUCUGGCAACCAGUGCCUGUCCUGCUACUCCUCGGGCCCACGCUGUGCGAGGCUGAGCAGCGACGCGAACUUCAACUCAUGCAACUCGAACAAGUGCAACUGCAACUCCCCCUGGAGCGGCUCCACCUGCGGCACCGCCAACCUGGGGGUGUGCUGGUCGGAAGGGUGCGGCGCCAACUGCUGCAAGACCUACUGCAACCAGUGCGCCCCCGGCUUCAGCGCGGUGGCUGCCCAGCCAUCUGGCACCAAGUGCGCGUGCACGUGCAAGCCCAACAACGGCAUCCAGAACGGCUGGACCUCGUACGGCGUGGCCCAGAGCUACUUCAAGUGGAGCGGCAACUGCAAGAGCGAUGCCUGCGUGUCCAACGACCUCGUCAGCAUCUACGGCACCAAGUGCGGGCCUUGA
Chlorella variabilis is the source of this 2022-nucleotide messenger RNA. RefSeq lists its product as hypothetical. The coding region runs from base 1 to 2022 and encodes 673 amino acids. The record is from RefSeq and is a predicted model, not a curated record. The transcript is spliced from 12 exons. Lineage: Eukaryota; Viridiplantae; Chlorophyta; Trebouxiophyceae; Chlorellales; Chlorellaceae.